CGCCCGCCAGCCCGCGGCUUCCCUGAGCCAGCAGCGGUGCCGGCGCGCUUUCGCUUCCCGUCGCCGCUUGUGAGUGGCGCUCUCCGGCUCCUCGGCCGCGGUGCUGCCUGCCGGGCGGUCGGUCGGCCGGCCGGCGGGCCGUGGUUCCCACAGGCUCUUCUCGGUCCCUUGUCACUGCUCGCUGGCAGCAGGCCUGGCCGCUCCCACGCGGAGCGAGCUUCUCCUCAGGGCCAUGUCCAGGCCGAGCAGCGUCUCGCCGCGUCCUCCGGCUCCUGGCGGAGGCGGCACCGGAGGCGGCGGCGGCGGCGGCGGCGGGGGCGGAGGCGGAGGCAGUGGCGGCGGCGGCGUCCCGGCUUCGUGUGGCCCUGGAGGCGGUGGACGGGCCAAGGGGCUCAAAGACAUUCGCAUCGACGAGGAGGUGAAGAUCGCCGUCAACAUCGCCCUGGAGCGCUUCCGAUACGGGGACCAGCGAGAAAUGGAAUUUCCUUCUUCUUUAACCAGUACGGAAAGAGCCUUUAUCCACCGACUGAGUCAGUCCCUUGGUUUAGUUUCUAAAAGUAAAGGAAAGGGGGCAAAUAGAUACCUCACUGUGAAGAAGAAAGAUGGAUCAGAGACAGCUCAUGCAAUGAUGACCUGUAAUUUGACUCAUAAUACAAAACAUGCUGUUAGGAGCCUAAUUCAGAGAUUUCCUGUCACCAAUAAAGAGCGUACUGAACUUCUGCCUAAAACAGAAAGAGGAAAUGUGUUUGCAGUUGAAGCUGAAAACCGAGAAAUGAGCAAGACAAGUGGACGACUCAACAAUGGCAUACCUCAAGUCCCUGUGAAAAGGGGAGAAUCGGAAUUUGAUUCAUUUAGGCAAUCUUUACCAGUUUUUGAGAAACAAGAAGAAAUUGUUAAAAUAAUAAAGGAAAAUAAAGUAGUUUUGAUUGUAGGAGAAACUGGGUCUGGAAAGACCACACAGAUUCCUCAGUUCCUAUUAGAUGAUUGCUUUAAAAAUGGCAUCCCCUGCCGAAUAUUUUGUACUCAACCAAGACGAUUAGCUGCUAUUGCUGUGGCUGAAAGAGUUGCUGCAGAGAGAAGGGAAAGAAUUGGUCAAACAAUUGGUUAUCAGAUCCGAUUAGAAAGCAGGGUUUCUCCAAAGACACUUCUGACAUUUUGUACUAAUGGGGUAUUGCUUCGUACAUUGAUGGCAGGCGAUAGCACAUUGUCAACAGUGACCCAUGUCAUUGUGGAUGAAGUGCAUGAAAGGGAUCGAUUCAGUGAUUUUUUACUUACAAAGUUAAGAGAUUUGUUGCAAAAACACCCAACUUUGAAACUCAUCCUUUCUAGUGCUGCCUUGGAUGUGAAUCUCUUCAUAAGAUACUUUGGAAGUUGUCCAGUAAUAUAUAUACAGGGAAGACCAUUUGAAGUAAAAGAAAUGUUUCUAGAAGAUAUUUUAAGAACUACUGGAUAUACCAACAAAGAAAUGUUAAAGUACAAAAAGGAAAAGCAACGUGAGGAGAAACAACAGACCACACUUACUGAAUGGUACUCAGCUCAAGAAAAUACUUUCAAGUCUGAAUCUCAGAGGCAAAGAGCUGUUGCAAGUGUGUCUGAAGAGUAUGAUUUAUUAGAUGAUGGAGGUGAUGCUGUCUUCAGUCAGCUGACAGAAAAGGAUGUGAAUUGCCUUGAACCAUGGUUAAUCAAGGAAAUGGAUGCUUGCCUUUCUGACAUAUGGCUGCAUAAAGAUGUCGAUGCUUUUGCUCAGGUCUUUCAUCUUAUUUUAACUGAAAAUGUUAGUGUUGAUUACAGGCAUAGUGAGACCAGUGCAACAGCUCUGAUGGUGGCUGCGGGACGGGGAUUUACGAGCCAAGUGGAGCAGUUAAUUAGUAUGGGAGCCAAUGUCCACAGUAAAGCAUCUAACGGCUGGAUGGCUUUAGACUGGGCUAAGCACUUUGGACAAACUGAAAUUGUGGAUCUUCUAGAAUCUUACAGUGCUUCAUUGGAAUUUGGAAAUCUAGAUGAAAGUUCUUUGGUUCAAACAAAUGGAAAUGACCUCAGUGCAGAAGACAGAGAGCUGUUGAAAGCAUACCAUCAUAGUUUUGAUGAUGAAAAAGUAGACUUGGAUUUGAUCAUGCAUCUUCUAUACAAUAUUUGCCAUAGUUGUGAUGCUGGUGCAAUAUUAAUUUUUCUACCUGGAUAUGAUGAAAUUGUUGGUUUGAGGGAUCGCAUCCUGUUUGAUGACAAGCGGUUUGCUGACAAUACACAUAGAUAUCAAGUCUUUAUGCUUCAUUCAAAUAUGCAGACAUCUGAUCAAAAGAAGGUAUUAAAAAAUCCACCUGCAGGUGUCCGAAAAAUAAUCCUUUCUACCAAUAUUGCCGAAACAAGCAUCACUGUCAAUGAUGUUGUUUUUGUUAUUGAUUCUGGUAAGGUAAAAGAGAAAUCCUUUGAUGCACUGAAUUUUGUUACAAUGUUAAAAAUGGUGUGGAUUUCCAAAGCUAGUGCCAUACAGCGCAAAGGCAGAGCUGGACGGUGUAGACCUGGAAUUUGUUUCCGUCUGUUUAGUAGACUCCGAUUUCAGAACAUGCUAGAAUUUCAGACUCCAGAGCUCUUGAGAAUGCCAUUGCAGGAACUUUGUUUACAUACUAAGCUGUUAGCCCCAGUUAAUUGUACCAUUGCUGACUUCCUUAUGAAAGCCCCUGAACCACCUCCAACUUUAAUUGUAAGGAAUGCUGUUCAGAUGCUGAAGACAAUAGAUGCAAUGGAUGCGUGGGAAGAUCUGACUGAGCUUGGGUAUCAUCUGGCUGAUUUGCCAGUAGAACCACAUCUUGGUAAAAUGGUCCUGUGUGCUGUUGUUUUAAAGUGUCUGGACCCCAUCCUUACAAUUGCCUGCACGCUUGCUUAUCGCGACCCUUUUGUACUGCCUACCCAGGCCUCUCAAAAACGUGCAGCUAUGCUUUGUAGGAAACGUUUCACUGCAGGGACUUUCAGUGACCACAUGGCACUUCUCAGAGCAUUCCAGGCAUGGCAGAAAGCACGAAGUGAUGGCUGGGAGCGAGCCUUUUGUGAAAAGAAUUUUCUCUCACAAGCUACCAUGGAAAUCAUUAUAGGCAUGAGAACACAGUUGCUUGGGCAGCUUAGAGCAUCAGGUUUUGUUAGAGCACGAGGUGGUGGUGACAUUCGAGAUGUUAACACAAACUCCGAGAACUGGGCCGUUGUUAAAGCUGCAUUGGUAGCAGGCAUGUAUCCUAAUUUAGUCCAUGUGGACAGAGAGAAUGUAGUAUUGACAGGGCCAAAGGAAAAAAAAGUACGAUUCCAUCCUACUUCAGUUCUCAGUCAGCCUCAGUAUAAAAAGAUUCCUCCAGCCAAUGGUCAGGCUGCAGCGAUUCAGGCAUUGCCCACAGACUGGCUUAUUUAUGAUGAAAUGACCAGAGCUCAUAGAAUUGCUAAUAUCAGGUGUUGUUCAGCAGUGACACCCGUUACUGUCCUGGUGUUCUGUGGACCAGCGAGGCUGGCAAGUAAUGCUCUUCAGGAACCUUCAUCCUUUAGAGCUGAUGGCAUUCCCAAUGACAGUAGUGACAGUGAAAUGGAGGACAGAACUACUGCUAAUUUGGCUGCUUUGAAACUUGAUGAGUGGCUUAAUUUCAAGCUAGAGCCAGAGGCUGCCAGUUUAUUGCUGCAGCUCAGACAGAAGUGGCAUAGCUUGUUUUUACGCCGGAUGAGAGCUCCAUCUAAACCUUGGUCUCAAGUUGAUGAAGCUACCAUACGAGCAAUUAUAGCUGUUUUAAGCACCGAAGAACAGUCUGCAGGUUUACAGCAACCAUCUGGAAUUGGCCAGAGGCCAAGACCCAUGUCUUCAGAAGAACUUCCUUUGGCUUCCUCUUGGAGAUCCAAUAACAGCAGGAAAAGUUCAGCUGACACCGAGUUUGCUGAUGGAUCCACUACUGCAGAAAGAGUACUGAUGAAAUCUCCAUCUCCAGCCUUACAUCCACCUCAGAAGUACAAAGACAGAGGAAUUUUACAUCCUAAACGGAGCACUGAUGACCGAUCAGAUCAAUCAUCUGUGAAAUCGACGGACAGCAGCAGUUACCCGAGUCCUUGUGCUAGUCCCUCUCCUCCAUCCUCAGGGAAGGGUUCAAAAUCUCCUUCACCAAGACCAAACAUGCCUAUUCGUUACUUCAUCAUGAAGAGUAGCAAUCUGAGAAACCUUGAAAUUUCUCAACAGAAGGGUAUCUGGUCUACAACCCCUAGUAAUGAGCGGAAGCUAAAUCGAGCCUUUUGGGAGAGCAGCAUGGUUUACUUGGUAUUUUCUGUUCAAGGAUCUGGACAUUUCCAGGGAUUUUCUAGAAUGUCUUCUGAGAUAGGAAGGGAGAAGAGUCAGGACUGGGGGUCAGCUGGCCUAGGAGGAGUAUUUAAAGUGGAGUGGAUACGGAAAGAAAGCCUACCCUUUCAGUUUGCACACCAUUUACUCAACCCUUGGAAUGACAACAAGAAAGUCCAGAUAAGCAGAGAUGGCCAGGAGCUAGAACCUCAGGUUGGUGAACAGUUGCUCCAGUUAUGGGAACGUCUUCCAUUGGGAGAAAAAGCCACAGCUGAUUGACAUUGACAUUGACAUUCAGAACUCCUGGUAUGGAAGAAUAUUAUGCCUGUUGUAACUACUGAAUGCACUGACUUGUUGAAACCUUGAUGAUGUCAUGAGUGGGCUUUGUAGCUUAGAGUGUUACUUCAGAAUCAUCAUCUUCAUAUAGAUGAAAAGACCAUUUGAAUUUUAGUAGUGAUUUUAGGCAAUGAUUAUAUAAUGUUAAUUAUAUGUUUCUGAUGAAAGAAACAGCAAUUUUGUUAUUUGGUAUAACAGCACUUAUUUUGAGUGUAAACAUUUCAGUUGAUGAUGACAAACUUUUUUUAUUUAUUUAUUUUAUUUUGGUUUUUCCAGACAGGAUUUCU
Messenger RNA from Onychomys torridus (southern grasshopper mouse), 4923 nucleotides. RefSeq names its product YTH domain containing 2 (gene Ythdc2). Gene Ontology annotation, cellular component: intracellular anatomical structure. NCBI's taxonomy places the organism in Eukaryota, Metazoa, Chordata, Mammalia, Rodentia, Cricetidae. The transcript has 30 exons. The record is from RefSeq and is a predicted model, not a curated record. The coding region runs from base 233 to 4579 and encodes 1448 amino acids. Gene Ontology annotation, molecular function: protein binding; ATP binding; RNA binding.